Paramecium tetraurelia is the source of this 4935-nucleotide messenger RNA. RefSeq lists its product as uncharacterized. The transcript has 3 exons. The record is from RefSeq and is a predicted model, not a curated record. Lineage: Eukaryota; Ciliophora; Oligohymenophorea; Peniculida; Parameciidae.
AUGUAAACUACUCUUUAAUAUUAGACUCAAAAUAUCUUAUAUAACUAUUCUAUGAUUUCACUGUUCCUGACAAUAUAAGCUCUUCUUUUCGAAGACUUUUAAAAAGGUGAUGAAAUUUAUUGGUCGUAUAUAGACACAAAUGUUGUUUAUGGAGGAAUACACGUUUGGGCAACAGCCAGAUUUUCGUAAAUAUAUACCAUUAAUUCACCACAUCAUUCAUUAACUAUAUACUUUGAUGCUAUCUUUGGAUACAAAUUCGAUGGUGUCACAGGAUACUUGGGAUAUUCAGUAAAUAACCAAACUGAACAAUCAGUUAAUAAAAAUUCUACAGUAAGUAUAAAUAUCUCUACUCCUUCACCGACUUUAUCAAUUUCAUUUUAAUGCUACGGGGCAACCAACAAUGUUAGAGAUAAAUAUUGCGCAAUCGGAUUUUAUUAUAUUGUUGUUCAUUAUUGUAGUCCCUAUUGUCUUCAAUGUACAGAUGAAAAUAAUUGCUUAUAAUUGGAUAAUUCUAUUGAUACAUCAGUAAUAUUAAAUCCAUCAUCCUGCAGUUCAUCAUAGUAUUAUGAUGACGAAUAUUACAGAUGUGAAGAAUGUCCUUAGAUUUGUGAAACUUGUCUUAAUGAAAUUGAUUGUCUAAGUUGUAAAUACCCUUAUUAAAUUUUUGUAACAUCAUGUGUGUUGUAAUGUAAAAUCAAUGAGUAUUUUGAUGAAUAGAAUUAGAUUUGUGAUUUAUGCAAUCCAAUAUGCAAACAAUGCCAAAUCAAAAAUGAAUGCAUCCAUUGCGAAUAAUCUAUGUUUAGAUAUCUGUUCUAUAAUUAAUGUUUAUGUUAUGAUGGUUAUUACGAUGACAAUAUCAAUAUUGAAUGUUAGGUUUGUCAUUUAUUGUGUACAAAAUGUUUUGGAUCAUCAAAUACAGAAUGCAAUGAAUGUAUCACCGUAGACAAAGUUGAAAUUGUAGGCAAUACUUGUAAUUGUAAAAGUGAAUAUUAUUUUGAGAAAUCCAAUCGGACUUGCAUGUAAUGCCAUAAUAAAUGCGUAACUUGUUUUUCAUCAUCUGAAGACUCUUGUCUUAGUUGCAGUAGCUUAGAAAACAGAAGAAUAGAUGGUCUUCAUUGUUCCUGUUAAACUGGAUAUUACGAACUGAAUGAUAUAUGUGUCUCUUGUCCAAUCAUUGAAGAUUCAAGUCUUUAUUAAUGUUAUAAAUAAUGCGGUGAUAAUUCUAUCUCUUGGUUUAAUUAAGUUUGCUCGGCUAUUACAUGUUUAAUAGGAUUUACAAACUAAGACAAUUAAUGCUUUCCGAUAUGUGGGGAUCUAAUUGUAAAUGGCAAUGAGGAAUGUGAUGAUGGUAAUAGUAUUUUAGAUGAUGGAUGUUACAAUUGUAAAUUUUAAUGUCCAAAACAAUGCACAAUUUGUAAUCAAUAUACAACCUUGCCUUGUGCAAAUGUAUGUGGUGAUCAAGUCAUUAGUGGAUCAGAAGAAUGUGAUGAUGGUAAUCUUAUAUAAUUUGAUGGUUGUUAUCAAUGCAAGCUUGAAUGCUAAAUCUAAUGCACUUAAUGUAUGUACGGAUAAUGCUAUUAAUGUCAGACAUAUGGUUGGAUUGUUGAUAUUGCAUCAAAAACUUGUAUUGAAAAUUGUGGUGAUUUAAUUGUUAUGGCAAGUGAAUAGUGUGAUGAUGGAUAUAAUUUUGACUCUAAUGAUGGAUGUUAUUAGUGUAAGAGAGUAUGCAGAGAUGACUGUUUAAAAUGUAGUUCUGAUGGUUUAAAAUGUCUAGAAUGCUAAGUGGGAUUUUAACCCGUUGGUUAUUAUUGUAAAAAUAUAUGUGGAGAUGGCUAUUUAGCAAUUGAUCCUUUUAAUAGAAAUACUGAGGAAUGUGAUGAUUUCAAUUCAACAGAUUUUGAUGGUUGUAGUAAAGUAUGCAAGUUCCAAUGUUAAACAACUAUUUGCAAGACCUGUGUAAAUAAUUAAUGUCUAGAGUGCGUUGAUAAUUAUUAUUUAGAUCAAAAAAAGAAUAAAUGUAUAGAACUAUGUAAUGAUGACAUUAUUGUUGGCUAAGAAAUUUGUGAGGACAUGAAUAGUUUACUAUAUGAUGGAUGUUACAAUUGUUAAUUAUCUUGUCAAUCAAGUUGCUAGAAUUGCUCAAAAAAUGGCUGCUCAUCUUGUUUAUAAGGGUAUCAAUUGAUUGGUAAUCGAUGUUCAAGCAUAUGUGGAGAUGGAUUAAAAGUCCCAGAAGAAGAUUGCGAUGAUGGUAACUUAAUGCCAUUUGACGGUUGCCAUGGGUGUAAAUACUCUUGUAAUUCAACUUGUUAGACUUGCUACCUUGGUCAUUGUUUACGGUGUCAACUUGGGUAUGUGAAGUAUAAUGGAUUGUGCGAAAAGUAACAAACUUUUAUUAAUAACAAAUUAUAAAGCUUAAACCUUGAUGUAAACUUAAAUCCUAUAGUUUAAAAUCAACCUACAAUGUUAUUUAAUGAAUUUUGUAAGGAAGCCAUUAAUGGUACAUGUCUUGUAUGUUAAGAUAAUUACUAUUUAAAUUCUAUUACAUCUAUUUGCUAGAGCUUAUGUGGGGAUGCUUAUAUAAAUGGACAUGAAUAAUGUGAUGAUAGAAAACGGUAAAGUAAUAUCAUUUGUAACUAAUGCAAAUUAAAUUGUGACGAAAAUUGCAAGAUUUGCUAAUUUGGAAUUUGUAUACAAUGUGAUGAAGGAUUUUUCUUACAAUUUAAAACUAAUCUUUGCGAAAUUUAUGCACAAUGCAAUGAGGUCGGAUUAUAUUAUGAUUCCCUAAAUAAUGUUUGCUAUGAUUAAUGUGGGGAUGGUCUAAUAUCACCAAGAGAAUAAUGUGAAGAUGAUAAUGAUGAACCCUAUGAUGGAUGCUAUAAAUGCAAAUAUUCUUGUUAUCCUACUUGUCCAUUAUGUAUUUUAGGUAAAUGUGCUGACAAUGGUUAAGCUUGUAAAGUAGGUUACUUUUUUGAUACCGAAACGGCAUCAUGUUCUAAUGUUUGCGGUGAUGGAAUUUUGGCAAUACCUGAUGAAGAAUGUGAUAGUGGAAUACUUUUGGAUGAUGGAGAUUAUCAAUGUGAUAAUUGUAAGAAGAUUUGUAACGAUCAUUGUGAGAUUUGUGAUCCAAAUAAAUAAUGUAUUCAAUGCAAGGAAAAUUAUGAAUUAUUAAAUCAAAAAUGUUACUCUAAAGAAUUGAAUCAUUAGCCAUGCUUGAUUGAAAAUUGUGAAAAUUGUGAAGACUUUAAAUGCUUUGAAUGCUCAAUGGGUUAUUCCUACGCUCCAAUAGAAAAUGAAUGUUAAACUAUUUGUGGGGAUGGAAUUAUUUUUGGUAAAGAAAUUUGUGAUGAUGGUAACAGAAUUAAUGGAGAUGGUUGUGAUUCACAUUGUAAACCAUCCAAAAAUACCCAAUGUGUUAAUAAUCAAUGCGUUUACAUUUCACCCCCUAUACCUUAAUUGAAAUUUGUAAAAGAAAAAGAUAAUUCCUAAAUUCUUUAUUUGACUUAUGAUCAAUAAGUAAAAUUAUCAGAGAAUUAUUCAAUUUCAAUGUUUACAGAGUCCAUCAAAUCGUAAAUAAAUAAUAAAGUUACAAAUGUAUCCUUUUCUGAAAUUAGUGCACUUGACUAAGAAUCUUAUAAAUACCUACAGAUUGAAAUUAACAUAGGGUAUGAGGAAAUAAUAAUCAAUCCUAUAUUUUCUAUUCAUUUUACUGACCUAAAUAUAAUCAUAAAUGAAUUUGGAAUGACAUCAAUCUAAUAAGAUAUCUCGAUAUAAUUAGCAUCUCCAAAUGUUUUAUCUGAAAUACAAAAAUAAAUAACAUAAUCCCUUAUAUCGAUUAGUGGGUAUUAAGUUAAAAUAAUAGCAGGUCUUAUUUUACUAUCAUCAUUUGAUGGAAAAUUUGAGAUAAUUCAAAAUCAAAUUGAUACUAUUUAAUUGCUUUAUUACCUAAAGUAUAUCAAUACCAGAAAAGGUCAAAACUUAAUUUAGUUUUUUGAAACUUUUAGGAUCAUUUAACUCACUAAUCUCUAUGAUUUGAUCGGAUUCAAUCCUUCGAAUGAUUUAUUUUUUGAAUUCUCUUCUUAGAAAUCAGAGGGCAUUUUUGAAGAAGAUGGACGAAAUGCGAAUUAUCUAGCUAAUUUCAUUUAAAUCUCUGCAAUUUUUGCUCUAGCCUAUUUAACUCAUUUGGCAAUAUAGAUCUGGAUUAAUUACUCUAUGAAUAAAAUCUAGAAUUUUUAAAUUAAAAAUUUUAAUAUGUUUCUAUUGAAAAGAUUCCAAAAAGUUAUAAGAUUUUUAAUCAAAAAUUGUAGAAAUAACUUUAGUGAAUAAAUUAAAGGACUAUUUUAAUCACUCAUUUAUGAAUACUCUAUAGCUUCAUUCUUAUCUUUAAUCUAUUAAGAUUUUAGUUCAACUGAAGGAAAAGUUAGUCUGAUAUUAAAUGGAGUGGUCACCUAUCUAUUGUUUUAUUAUUUACUAUUUUAGAAAAAUUCAGAGAAAAAAUUACACAUUGAAUUUACUUACUCAUGUGUAUAAAAGGUGCUAUUUGGAAUUAUUUUGAUUAUUUGUUUUAAGUCUGCCAUACUUUAAAUUCAAUUGUGUGCUUUAAAUGAAUUCAUUUAUUUUUACCAUUUAUUUAAAUUAAAGAGCGAUCUUGAUAAAUUUUCAUUAUUCAAAAAAAAAUUGAAGCAUUUUCAUUUAUUUAGCAUCAAUAUUAUGCUUUUGAUAAAUGAAUUAUAUAAGACUGACCCAUUUAAGAUAAUUUAAAUAGGAUGGGCUAUUAUUGCCAUGAUGAGUUCAGUAUUAACUAUGACACUGGUAGUUGAUGUGCGCAAAAUAUUAUAACCAUUUUUAUCAAAAUUCCUCAAUAAACUAAAAUAAUAGAGGCCCAUUUUUAAAAACCAUGAAAUAUUUGAUCAAAUUUAAUAAAUAAAUUGUAAGUGA